Lizanozyma spartinae is the source of this 1821-nucleotide messenger RNA. It is a transcript of the gene TPO5, whose product is annotated as Tpo5p. The record is from RefSeq and is a predicted model, not a curated record. Bases 1 to 1821 code for a protein of 606 amino acids. The transcript has a single exon. Gene Ontology annotation, molecular function: transmembrane transporter activity. Gene Ontology annotation, cellular component: membrane. NCBI's taxonomy places the organism in Eukaryota, Fungi, Ascomycota, Pichiomycetes, Serinales, Debaryomycetaceae. Gene Ontology annotation, biological process: transmembrane transport.
AUGGCUGAGGUGAGAGACAGCGUUGAAGGAGGGUUCUUCCUGCUGGCCCCAGUCCAAGUCCUUAACACUUUGAUCCAUGACUUUGAUGAUAAUGAAAUAGAACAUGUGGAGCACUUCAAAUAUAAGCAGACAUUAGAACGGAAGUUAACUGUCACCUCAAUCAUUGGCUUGGGCUUCACGCUUAUGGGUGUACCCUUUGGACUCUCCCUGACACUAUGGAUCUCCCUUAUGGAUGGUGCCAAUGUCACCAUCUUGUAUGGCUGGAUAGUGGUAUCUGUGUUUCUGUUGUUAGUGGUGCUUAGUCUAAGCGAGAUCAUCUCCAAAUACCCUUCCGCCGGUGGGGUAUACCAUUUCAGUGCCAUCUUGAGCUCAGAAAACUAUUCAUUGUCAUGUUCCUGGUUUACCGGAUGGUUUCUUCUCAUAGGCAAUUGGACUUAUGCUUUAAGCAUCAUCUUUCUGGGCUCACAGUUUAUUCUUUCCAUCUUUGGCUUGAAAGACUCGUACUAUAAAGAGGACCGUUUCUUGGUGUUGGCGGUGUUCUUCAUCCUCUUAUCAUUUGCUGGAUUUGUCAAUUUCAGUUGUUCUAAGUACUUGGAUGGUAUCAAUAAAGCCUGCAUCUAUUGGUCUAUCUAUACGGUGUUGGCCAUUGAUGUCCUCUUGAUCUUCUUUGCUAAGAGAACUAACUCCAUCAAAGAUAUCCUUACCACCUUCGAUAAUAGUCGGUCAGGCUGGCCGGAUCCAAUUGCCUUUUUGGUCGGUUUACAGAGUUCCUCCUUCACUAUGACGGGAUACGGUCUGUUGUUUGCCAUGACAGAUGAAGUGAAAAAUCCGGAACGGAAUAUGCCUAAAGGGGCCAUCACGGCCACGUUAAUCACCUCCGUUACUGGGUUGAUCUUCAUCUUACCAAUAUUGACCAUUUUGCCUGAAUUAAACGUCAUCUUGGAUACCACUCCAGAAAUUAUGCCCAUAGAUUUGGUGUUUAAAUUUGCAACCGAUUCAUACAUUGUCUCUUUCCUUUUAACACUACUUUUGGUGGGAACAGUACUUUUUCAAGCCAUUGGGACCAUGACCACGGCCUCAAGAACUACAUAUGCAUUUGCUCGUGAUGGAGGAUUACCAUUUCAAAAUUUAUGGUUAGAAGUUGAUGAUGUUCAUGAAUCAAGAGUCCCCAAGAAUGCUCUAUUUCUUUCCAUGUUUAUGUGUGCGUUGCUUUCGUUGCUUUCUCUAAUUCUGAGCUCGGCUUUCAAUGCCUUUCUUGGUGCUUCUGUCGUGUCACUCGCUUUGGCCAAUGGAAUCCCCAUAGUGUGUCUAAUGUACAACAAAAGAAAGAAGAUCAAAGGGGCUGCUUUCAGAUUGAAGUACUUUGGGUGGAUCAUCAAUGGGUUAUCGGUGUUUUGGGUCUUUAUUCUGUGCAUUAUUGUUUGUUUACCACCCGUUAUCAGACAACUUAAUGCCGUUAAUAUGAACUAUGCAUCUGUGGUAUUGGUAGGCUUUAUCAUCAUGGUAACAAUCGGUUACCAGGCCUGGGGGAGAGGCAGUUUCCAUGGUCCAGCCAUUGAUACCGAUUAUGUGGAAUUGCACAAUAUGGAGGCUGCAUCCUCUCAGUUUGUGGUCCAUACUGACGAAGACGCAGAAGAAGGAGAGGGAGAAGAAGAAACAAAAACGGCCAGUAGUUCUACUUAUGACGGGGCUACAAUUCAUACACAGAGCUCUCCCCACGGAGAUGCCGAAACUUCAGACACAGAUACAAGGACCUUGGCGAACUCAGACGAUCCGGGUAAGAAGCUGACCCUAUUUGAAGUCAAUGAUAACGAAUAUUAA